This is a messenger RNA of Perognathus longimembris pacificus (Pacific pocket mouse), 990 nucleotides long. RefSeq names its product olfactory receptor 4A47-like. NCBI's taxonomy places the organism in Eukaryota, Metazoa, Chordata, Mammalia, Rodentia, Heteromyidae. The transcript has 2 exons. Gene Ontology annotation, cellular component: membrane. Gene Ontology annotation, molecular function: olfactory receptor activity; G protein-coupled receptor activity. Gene Ontology annotation, biological process: G protein-coupled receptor signaling pathway. The record is from RefSeq and is a predicted model, not a curated record. Bases 1 to 990 code for a protein of 329 amino acids.
AUGGAACCAAGGAACAAUGUAACUUAUUUUGUCCUCUUGGGCCUCACUCAGAAUCCAAAGGAACAGAAAGUACUUUGUGUUAUGUUCUUGUUGUUUUACCUUCUGACAAUGGGGGGGAAUUUGCUCAUCGUCUUGACUAUUACUCUCAGUAAGACCUUGGAUUCACCCAUGUACUUCUUUCUUGGUAGUUUGUCAUUUGUGGAUAUCAUUUAUUCAUCAUCCAUUUCUCCCAAAUUGAUUUCCAACUUGUUCUUUGGGGAGAAAACUAUAUCCUUCAGGUUUUGUAUGAUCCAGCUCUUUACUGAGCACUUUUUUGGUGGGUCAGAGGUCUUUCUGCUCUUGGUGAUGGCCUAUGACUGCUAUGUGGCCAUUUGUAAGCCUUUGCAUUAUUUGGUUAUCAUGAGGCAGUGGGUUUGUGUCGUGCUGCUUGUACUGUCUUGGCUUGGAGGUCUUUUGCACUCAGUCAUUCAACUCAGCACUAUUCAUGGGCUCCCAUUCUGUGGUCCCAAUGUCAUCGAUCAUUUUAUGUGUGACAUGUAUCCCUUGUUGAAACUGAUCUGUACUGACACCUAUGUCAUUCGGGUUUUAGUUUUGGCCAAUGGGGGUUUGAUCUGUAUGGUCGUGUUUCUGCUCUUGCUCAUCUCCUACGGUGUCAUCUUGCACUCUCUAAAGAACCUUAGUAAGGAAGGGAGGAGGAAAGCUCUCUCCACUUGUGGCUCUCACAUCACUGUGGUUGUCUGCUUUUUUGUUCCCUGCAUUUUCAUGUAUGCAAGGCCUGCUCGGACUUUCCCCAUAGACAAAUCACUGAGCGUGUUUUAUACAGUCAUAACUCCCAUGCUGAACCCAUUGAUCUAUACGUUGAGGAACUCAGAGAUGACAAAUGCCAUGAAGAAGCUCUGGAUGAAAUAUAUUUCAGUAGACACAGUUAAAUUAUUUGUUAUAAUUUUAGUUUGUCCAUUUCUCUUUGUAAUUGGGUCACCAACUUUAUGA